Fusarium venenatum is the source of this 1128-nucleotide messenger RNA. RefSeq names its product Formamidopyrimidine-DNA glycosylase N-terminal domain-containing protein. The record is from RefSeq and is a predicted model, not a curated record. Gene Ontology annotation, biological process: base-excision repair. Gene Ontology annotation, molecular function: damaged DNA binding; DNA-(apurinic or apyrimidinic site) endonuclease activity; zinc ion binding. Gene Ontology annotation, cellular component: nucleus. NCBI's taxonomy places the organism in Eukaryota, Fungi, Ascomycota, Sordariomycetes, Hypocreales, Nectriaceae.
AUGCCUGAAAUUGCAGAAGUUGCACGCAUUGUCCACUUCUUACGACUUCACGUUGUGGGGAAACGCAUCAUAUCCGCUUCAGCAAUAGAUGACAAGAAUGUGUUUGGUAAAGUUGGGACAAGUGGCGAGGAGGUUGAAGCUGCCCUGAAGGGAAAGAAGAUUAUAUCUGUUGGAAGUCAGGGUAAAUACUUCUGGAUAACCCUCGAAAAGCCUCCGCAUCUAGUAAUGCAUUUUGGAAUGACAGGUUGGAUGCAUAUCAAGGAUGAACAGACAGCAUACACCAACUAUUACAAGAAGAUGAAGGAGGGCGAGCAUGAGCAAUGGCCACCAAGGUUCUGGAAGUUUCAGUUCAAGACCGAGGGUUCUCCUGGAGUUGAAGCUGCUUUCACAGAUUCGCGCAGGUUUGGUCGUGUGCGACUCAUCGACUGCCCAGGAGAUGAGAUACGACAGCACUCACCCCUUGUCGAGAAUGGUCCAGAUCCAGUGGUUGACGUUGAUCGGUUCACCGAGGAAUAUUUGCACACCAAAAUGAGAGCCCGUCACGUCCCUAUCAAAGCCCUUUUGCUGGAUCAAACAAUGAUCAGUGGUAUCGGGAACUGGGUUGCAGACGAGACACUGUACCAAGCCAAACUCCACCCUGAACAGUACUGCGAUCAGUUCAACGAUGAGCAAAUCAGCACUCUGUUUAAGAUGAUACGUUACGUCUGCCAAACAGCUGUCGACAAGCUAGGAGACUCCGACGAGUUCCCGGACCAUUGGCUCUUUAAUUACAGAUGGGGUAAAGGAUCCAAAGAUGCUGCCACUAAGCUGCCCAACGGAGACAAAUUAGCUUUCAUCACAGUUGGCGGGCGAACGAGCUGUUAUGCUCCAGGUAUACAGAAGAAGACUGGCCAUACAGCUUCCGGAGUCAAAGAAGAACCCCUCGAAAGUAAGGCCGAAGCAAAGCCCCCCAAAAAGUCAAGAAAGAAGUCACCAGUUGUGAAAGAAGAAGACGGUUCACCCCCAAAGAAGAAGCGUGCGAAGGCUGUCAAGAAGGAGGCCAAUGGGGACGCCAUAAAGAAAGAGGCCGAUGCAGAGGAAGACCAGCCAGAUCUAGGACGAAGGAGGUCGGCUCGUCUAAGGAAGUAG